AAACUGGACACCACACAAUGAGCGGACAUAAGGGGCAGUUUCUCCUUAUUCACCUCAUCUCUGGCAACCAACUCUGGCCUCACUCAAUUCUCAAUCUUCAUCAUUCAUCCUUCAUCUCAUCUAUCCACCGGCACUACCAGUCUACCAGAAGCACUUCAAACAAUGUCCUCUCGUGAGAACAGAGCAACUGCCACCAGUACUAGUGGCAAAGUUGUCGCCCAGACGGAAGGGACCGGACUUGGAACCAGCCCGUCAUCAACAGUCUCGUACGAGGAGCAGACGGACUAUACCACUUCCUCUGGCAAAGAGGUGCACAUCCGGGAAGAGCAAGACGAGACGGGCGUGUUUCGCCAUCGGGAGGUCGAGAUUCGGCCCGACGGGUCUCAGCACGUUCACAGGGUUUAUGAGAACCCGAAUAAGGGCACCAGGCUGGAGAUUGAGAAGGAGUUUAGUGGCUGAUGUUGCUGUUAUCUUGCACCAUGCAGAGCUGGAUUCUACGGUGAUUCUCUACAUUGGGGCGAGAGUUUAUUGGUGGCAGAAUUCUUCUGAAAUCCUGAAUAGAAAUUGCGUUUUACAACUAGGAACCUGAG
Molecule: messenger RNA, 590 nt
Organism: Canariomyces notabilis
Lineage: Eukaryota; Fungi; Ascomycota; Sordariomycetes; Sordariales; Chaetomiaceae
Exons: 1
Coding region: 163-459 (98 amino acids)
Source: RefSeq, a predicted model, not a curated record